AUGGUCAAGUCAAUGCGCUUCCGAGACUUGCAGGUCCCUACGCCAGGCUUUGGUGCCAUGGGCAUCAGCUUCGCACUCGGCAACGACCUCAGCUACGAAGAGGCCGAGCCUGUAUUGCUGAAAGCAUUGGAGCUGGGUUGCACGUUUUGGGACACUGCUGUCUCUUAUGGCCCGGGAAAGAAUGAGAAGCUUCUCGGCGACUUUAUCAGAAAGCAUAACUGUCGCGAUAAGAUUUUCAUCGCGUCAAAGUGCGGUGUUGCUGCUUUUGAGGACGGAUCCGUGACCAACUCGGCUGAACAUAUCGCGACGUACAUCGAGGGAACCAUCGAAAGACUAGGCUUUACUCCCGACCUAUACUACAUCCACCGCAUGGAUCCGAAUACACCACUUGAAGAAUCCAUCCCUGCUCUUGAUUCCCUCCGCAAGCAGGGCAAAACAAAGUACAUUGGCUUAUCCGAAUGCUCUGCGGAGACACUGCGAAAGGCAAACUCAAAACAAGUCGCCAAAAUCGACGCCGUCCAAGCAGAAUAUUCCGCUUUCGAAACGAUCCACGAGACCGACGGUCUGAUCGACACAGCCCGUGAGCUUGACAUCGAGUUUAUAGCCUACGGUCCCCUCGGCCACGGAUGGCUCGUAGAAGACUUUCCCUACCAGACGCCCGAUGACUUUGCCCCCGAAGACUACAGACGUCAGAUUCCCAAGUGGCAAGGCGAGAACUUUUAUGCCAACAAGAGAAUCGCCGAUGGCUUUCGGGAGCUAGCCAAGCGCAAGAAGUGUACUCUGCCUCAGGUUGCCCUUGCCUGGGUAGCCGCGCAGGGCAUGAUUUCGAUCCCGGGCACGACGAAGCCGGAGCGUUUGGUAGAGAACUUUUCGUCGAGAGAUAUAGAGCUCACGGACGAGGAGGUCAAGGAUAUGAGGAAGCUCGUUGAUGCCCUGAAGCCGCAGGGAGAUAGGUAUAAUGAAGCCGCGAUGAGGAACAUCGGUAAAUAG
Molecule: messenger RNA, 990 nt
Organism: Fusarium subglutinans
Lineage: Eukaryota; Fungi; Ascomycota; Sordariomycetes; Hypocreales; Nectriaceae
Product: aldo keto reductase
Exons: 6
Coding region: 1-990 (329 amino acids)
Cellular component (GO): cytoplasm
Source: RefSeq, a predicted model, not a curated record